This is a messenger RNA of Fulvia fulva, 1503 nucleotides long. RefSeq lists its product as uncharacterized. NCBI's taxonomy places the organism in Eukaryota, Fungi, Ascomycota, Dothideomycetes, Mycosphaerellales, Mycosphaerellaceae. The record is from RefSeq and is a predicted model, not a curated record. The coding region runs from base 1 to 1503 and encodes 500 amino acids. The transcript is spliced from 3 exons.
AUGGAGCCUCACUACUCAGAUCCUGCGCUCACUAUCCCUUCACCAACACAGCCCGUGGUGAUCCCGCCCAGCUACUUCCAGCCACUACGACGUCGCAAUGCGUGCCGCAUUGGCAACUGUUGGACAUGCUCCCGUCAGCUCAACACAGUUGCUCGUUUCAUUGACAGUCCGCAACAUGGAUUCUAUCUGGAGUCUGGUGUUUUUGGUGCUUUUCCGGUGUCAAUAUCGAGCGGCGAUCGACACCUCAGCUGCGUUGAGCCUGGUGGCUUCGAUGCCGGAUUGUGGUCAACCAAGAACACCACUGCGACUCUAUGCUCGCAUCCCAUCCGAGACCACACGCUUAUAGUAUUCUACAGCGGCAUCAUUGGUCUGGCUAUUGCAGUGGCCGCAUACAUUCUGAGGAUCAGCGGAAAGAUCCAAUCACCCUGUUCUGGAGGCAUUCGGUGGACAUCUACUCUCUGGUGGGACGACUUUGUCAUGACGAUUGCGAUGCUACUGAUCAUCCCGGUGAGCGCAAUGUCUGUAGUGCUGGCCAAUACCGGUCUUGGAAAGGACAUCUGGACGUUACCAUUCGACAACAUCACCAAGAUUCUGAGGAUCUACUACAUCGACGAAGAUCUUUACCUGAGCGCCCUUCCGGCCGUCAAGAUAUCUAUGCUUCUGACGUAUCUACGGGUCUUCCAGUCGAAACGCUUCAAGCAACUGGUCUACGUCGUUAUUGGCUUGAACAUUGGCUACUGCAUUGCUUUUGCGCUGGUGUCGAUAUUCCAGUGUAUGCCGAUCCCCUUGGCCUGGACUCAUUGGGACGGCGAGUACGGUGAUGGGUACUGCAACAACAUCAAUGCUCCAGGCUGGACAUCGGCACUUUUCAACGUGAUACUGGACAUUCUGACCUUAGGGCUACCUCUUUCCAUGCUCUGGAAGAUGACACUCAACAAGCGCAAGAAGUUCCUGGUCAUGCUCAUGUCCUCACUCGGCUUCUUCGUCACUCUUGUCAGUGUAUUACGAUUGCAAGUGUUGGUUGAGUUCGGAGGCUCGAAGAACAUUACCUGGGACUAUAAAGCUGUUGGCUACUGGUCAACAAUCGAGCUACACGCGGCUGUGGUUGCGGCGUCUUUGCCUGCGAUCCGGAAUCUCAUUCGCCGCUUCCUCCCACGCUUGAUGGGCUCAACGGCGGAAGAGUCUCGCGGCAUAACGACUACUGGUCUCUCAGAAACCACCGCCCUGAGCAGCGGCGUCCCAAAGAUGGAACCGCAAAUACAAGUCAGGCCGCGGGAAAGUGACGAAGAGAACUUCAUACCGCUGCAGGAUUUCGAGGGCAACGACACGAGGAAGCACAGCCGGAACUUCUCCUUGCCACAGUAUGGUGCACCGGCUCCAGAAGCAUCGCACGCAACGCGGACGCCCUUUGGUGACAGUGAUGAUUACGACUCGCCCGUCCAACCUACACCCAUGGAUGAGGUCCGCGACAGCCAUGAAUUCUGGCGCAAGUCCAAAUUCUAG